AACACUUAACAUAACAAAUAACAAGCAAAUAGUGACCAAUCAUCUGCUAAUAGGUGCUUAUAGAGGCAAGAAGCUUGUGCUACGUACCGAGGAGAAGGAAGGAGCAGCAAUUGACGAGUUUCGACUUUAUUUCCCACUAUAGUAGCGGAGCGAUGUGAAGGCGAGAAGAGUGAUCGAUGACUUUCUCCUGCGGCGGCAGAGAGCAGCAAAUGGGGCGAGAGCUAGGGCGGCAGGCGGUAGCAGAUGGGGCGAGAGCUAGGGUGGCAGGCGGCAGCAGAUGUUACUUCCCGUGUUUCUGAUUUUCUAGGGCAAGAGGCAAGUUUCUGAUUUUCUAGGACAAAACGAAGAGUAUUGGGUUUAACUGCCUAAGCUCGCCCAGGAACUCCCAGGAACGCCUUCUCUCCACUAGGCGCAAACUAAGCGUUAUUCCUACCUAUUAAGCGCUACCAGCGCCUUUUACAACGCCUAUGACCAAGUCAAGGCGAUCCUCCACCGCCUAGCGCCUAAUUGAGCCUAGACGUGUGCCUAGGUGCGCCUUCUUGAACCCUGGCUAUAUAGUAAGUCAAAUAUAAGAAGCAAAUAUGCAAAACAUUUUCCAAAUUUACGGGAAAACAAUCAUUCGAGAAACUUGUGAUCUAUGCUUGCAGCAUUGGUACUAAUAUUAAAUCUCUUACUAGCAAUCAUAUAUAUUAUUACUGAACUCUAGUUAUUUAUGAUUAUUUCACUAGCAAUGGUUCAUCAAGUCCACCGGUUAUUGAAGCGGUGGACCGCUUGGUGAAAGAGGUAAACCACUUGAUGGAAGUGGUAGACCGUUUUCUUGUAGAGUGGUCGACCUUUUAGCGGAAGAGGUCGACCGUUUGUUGAACAUAACAAAAAGGAAAAUAGUACAUCUGGUCGAUCAUUCGAGCAAAGAGGUAGACCAUUUUGUCAAACAUGUUAGUUUGCUAUUUUUGUAUUAUCAAAAUACCCUUAAAGUUAUCAAUCAUGCCCUUCUAAUAAAAUUUCCAUAAAAAACCGUUAACCAUGAUUGAAGUGUGGUUUGGGAGACGCAAAUAUCUAAACUACCCUUGUACUUUGGAAAAAUUAUCAACCAUGUGCUUCUGGUAACAUUUUCAUCUAAAAACCAUUAACCAUAGUAGAAGAGUGAUUUGGGACUACAGAUGUCUAAAAUAUCCCUAAUAAUUUUAGUUCAGCUACACUUAGUAUUAAAUGGAGGGGCAAAACUGAUAUUUCAUUUCUCAUUUUGUCGAGAUCGGGUAGUUCGAAGUUCAAAUUAUGGUUGAUGGUUUUUGGAUAAAAAUCUUAACAAAAUUAGAUGUUUGAUAAUUUUUUUGAAAUGCAUGAAUAUGUUUUUUGCAAAAAAAAAAAAAUUAAAAGAAUAUUUUUUUAUAGUAAAAUAGCAUGUUUAAUAAGAAUAAUCGACAUGUUAUAGUGUAUAACUUAUGACCAAAUGAGUUAUAAAAAAAAACUUAUGACCAAAAGAAAAUCUCAUUUGAUUCUAUUAUAAAAAAAAAAACCCCUUGAACUAGGUGCUUUUGAAUUUCGAAAGGGGAAUGAGACCGUUGGAAAGGCCAACUGACCAAGUCUGUGACUCAAGGUCUCAAUUCUCAAGUCUUUCACAUCUCUGAUCUCCUCCAUCUCCCGGAGAAAGAACAAAGAGAGAACACCAAGCUCUCUUCCAGCUAAGCCAUUUUUGGAAACUCAGAUUUCCAGAACAUGAUCGCACUCACCAUGAGGCGCCACGGCUGGCAGCGCCCUCUCCACCCUCUCCAGUUCGUGGGAAUGGCUAUCUACAGCUUCCUCGUUGUGACCUUCUACUCGUUUCUCGGACUCCUACUGGGAAACAGAGUCGCCGAAACAACUGUCACAACGAUCUUCUCCGUCGCGGCGGUUUCGGUCAUGUUGCUUUUCAUUAGGUGUACGGCCAUCGACCCGAGUGACAGAACCAGCUGCAGAAAGAGGAAGCGUGCGAAAUCGAAAGAUGGUGGGCUGCCGAAAUUGAGAUAUGGAUUCCUUUUUGGGCAAAUGGUGAAGAGGGUUUUCAGGCGGGUGGAGAGGAAGAUCCUCAGGACUUUCAUCAGGAGGAAGUACUUAGAUCCGCUCAAGGUCGCCGCUCAAAUGGAACCAUUGCUUCCUUUCCCUCUUGUAAUGAAGGAUGAUGCUGCUGUUUCCCCUGACUCCAAGCUCGAUGACAUCUCUUAUUGCUCCCUGUGUGAUUUCCAGGUGAAGAAACACAGCAAGCAUUGCAGGACCUGCAACAGGUGUGUUGAAGGAUUUGACCAUCAUUGCAGGUGGCUGAACAACUGCAUAGGCAAAAGGAACUAUACCACAUUUUUCAUGCUCAUGACAUUUAUCUUGCUAAUGUUAAUUAUUGAAGGAGGAACCGCCGUUGCCAUAUUUAUCAGGUGCUUCACUGACAAGAAAGGAAUGGAAAUGGAACUUCAGACAAGGCUGCAUAUGGAGUUUCCAAGGGCUGUUUUGGCUACAAUUGCGGUUCUGCUGGUGUUAAUGACAGCUUAUAGCUCAGCAGCCAUGGGCCAACUCUUCUUCUUUCAUGUGGUUCUCAUCCGCAAGGGAAUGAGAACGUACGACUACAUCCUGGCUAUGAAGGAGGUGAGUGAAUUAGUGGAAUCGGAAGAUGACCCAUUUGAUGAUGAUUCAGAUUUCUCUUCAGAUUCUGAUUAUGAUUCACCCCAAAGGCCAAAGUUCAUUUCCAAACUCAUCUGUGGACAACAUCAAGGAACUCAGAAUCCAAGAAGGUUGUCCAUCAAAAUAGACAAGGUCCCUGAGCCGUCCAGCUUGAACAAAAAACAAGGUUUCCAUGUGAGCAUCAAUCCGUGGAAACUGCUGAAGAUGAGCAGAGAAAAAGCUGUGCUUGCUGCUGAGAAAGCCAAAGAAAGGCUCAGGAAACAGAAGCCAGUGGAUCACCAAGAUGAAGAAGAUUCUUUGAGGCCAUUACCGCAGGAAACAAAAUGUGGUCCAUCCAUGAAACCAGACAGGAACAUGACUUCUUCUGCUGCUGCCCCACUCAUUCCUAAAGCCACGACGGUCGUCGCCUCGUCAUCGCCACGAAGGAUUUCGAGUCCAAGAAGGCGGUUUUCAGGUUCUCCAGGCGUGUUCACAGCGGCGGCGGCAGCAGCAGCAGGAAUUGUUCCAUCUCCAAGACAAAAGAAAUACAGAAGCAGCUUUGACUUGAAGCUGACAGAGGUUUCCAGGGAGCUUGAGACCUAUAUUUCCAAACAGGUCUUGUGUUCUGUUAUCAAGAAAGAUGCUUCUGAGGCAUCCCCAAGCUAAAGAUAUAUUAUGAUUUUCAUCAGACUCAACUGAUGUUUGGCCGUCUCAGGCUUUGAGAAGGAAAAACAAAUUAUUCUUAGAUCAAAAGUAUUUAAUUUCUGGAUUUGUACUUUCCGUUGGACUUGUGUUCCAAUUGAAUAUGUAAACAACUCAAAUAUUGUAAGGGUAUACGAAUGGUCCUAAAAACAGGAUAGGCCGGCAUCUUGUGGACUUGAAGGGAAGGAUGGUACCUUCUUAGUUUCUGGAAUUGGUUGAUAAU
Linum trigynum is the source of this 3553-nucleotide messenger RNA. The record is from the annotation of a GenBank genome assembly. Lineage: Eukaryota; Viridiplantae; Streptophyta; Magnoliopsida; Malpighiales; Linaceae.